AUGGAAAAAGCUUUCCUGUUCAGCAGUGCAAUUGGUAGUUUUAGCGAAGUCCAGUCCAAAGCACAUGCAAAAGCAUUCAAAGUGUUUUGUGGAUGCAUUUUAUUUGGCAAGGGGCCCGACAAAAACAAUACGGAGGGCCUAAGGAGUGCUUUGGCCCGUCUACGCAACAGAACGGGCCCCUCACUUCCGCCAACCAACUCCAACUCCAACUCCACUACCCAACCCUCCAUCAACCAGCCAACGCCACCCGCCUCGCCGCUCCUCGCCAACAGCUCGCACAACAAUUCCUCGCCCAACAGUCGAAGCAAUCGGAAUAACGGUAGUCGUCGUGCAUCGACUGCAACAGUUGCUGGUAAUAAUAAUCCGAUAGUGGCCAGCAGUGUUGCUAACAGCAAUUCCAAUUGUGGUGAUACACCGGCAUCGGCAAUAACAACAAAGACAACUGGAGCACCUUCCAAUGGCUCAACAAGUGCACAAAAUCGUGAUCGCUAUGUUCCUGGCUCGCCAAUAUUUCGCGAUGAUUGUAAAACCCCGCCGAUAACACAAGCCCCACCAUCGACGCCGAAGAGUAGCGGUAAAGGCUUUGGCGCUAAGAAUUUCCAUGCCAUGACCGUGUCGGUUACACAAAACUCAACGCAAGGAGGCGCAACCAUUACAACCACGACCACCACGAAGACGUGCACGGCUUCCAGCUGUUACGCUUCCACUCGUUCCGCAGCCAUGAUGGCACUCGCUUUGGGUCAUCGGCCGAAAAAUCCUGCAACAACCGUGAAAAAUACUGGCAAAAACAACACUACUAACAGUAAUCACAUACCGUCGUCGACCAACAACAAGACUAACAAAAUGAAUUCCAAUAACAGCCCUCCUCCUGCACCACUAGCCGACGGUGUUUACAAUAAGUCGCCCAAUACUAACCAACGCCACAAUGUGAGCAGCAGCCACACCAACACCAACGUUAAUAAUCGUCACACUACCGUUGCCGCUGUCGUGCACAUGAAUGGUGGCACUGGCACCAAUAUUGGCUUUGGCAGCGGUGGCAGCGCCUCAAGCGGCUCGGACAAUGAUGGUUUCAACAACUCGUCCUCGUCCUCGGCCACAGCGUUGCGUCGUUUUUACUUCAAGAGUGGCCGUAAAUCAAAAAUGAACUCCACCGCUACCACUUCGAUGACCAGCAUACCGUUAAAUGCCAUAUCCACGGCAGCUGCUGCAUUUCACACGUCGAUAAGUGGCGCACUGCCACCAAAAAUUGCUGCCGCAGCCGUACCAAAGGAACAAGUGUCUUAAACAUGCUGAUGUCAUUUGUCCCACCAAGUAUCGACUUCAUGUUUGAUAAUUUUCAACUUCGUAGCAAUAAAACAAUAAACAUUGUGUCUGCAGCAAUAUUUGAACCGUUAUUCACACGCUUAACAACGGCAAACCAUAACCAUUCGGCUUUCAUUUUGAUACCAAAGUAGCGAUAAAAC
Ceratitis capitata (Mediterranean fruit fly) is the source of this 1463-nucleotide messenger RNA. RefSeq names its product rho GTPase-activating protein gacZ-like. The transcript is spliced from 5 exons. The record is from RefSeq and is a predicted model, not a curated record. NCBI's taxonomy places the organism in Eukaryota, Metazoa, Arthropoda, Insecta, Diptera, Tephritidae. Bases 1 to 1284 code for a protein of 427 amino acids.